Trichoderma asperellum CBS 433.97 is the source of this 1488-nucleotide messenger RNA. RefSeq lists its product as uncharacterized. The record is from RefSeq and is a predicted model, not a curated record. NCBI's taxonomy places the organism in Eukaryota, Fungi, Ascomycota, Sordariomycetes, Hypocreales, Hypocreaceae.
UGCACCACAUCGCAAUUUGUUUAGAAGAUGCGAUGAACGGUCUGCAUGAGACGUUGGCUGAGACAUUUUUUAUAUGUCACGACUGUGACGUAAUGCGACAUGUACUCGCAUUCAUUCUGCGCUUUCACAUUUUCUCAACCUCAUCAUAAUUCUUUCUUACGACAGCUUGUAGUAUCACGAAAACCAACAAAAUAGUCACCAAACUCACCAGAUAAAGAAAAGAGAAGAGAAGAGGAUAAUGACUGCUCCCUUCUCUCUUACGCAAACCAUCCUCGCCUCCGACCCCCUCGCCUACAAAUCGGCCACGCAAUCUACUUUCCUUACUCGCGCCUCCGAGGGUCGUGUCUCCAAACACCAUCUCGGACAAUGGCUCUCCAAUGACCGGCUUUAUAUCCACGGAUAUAUCCGCGGCGUGGGUCGUCUGCUCAGCUUUCUACGGCUCCCCGAGACGGUGGAAGACAAGGCAGACGUCUCCGAAAGCACAAAGCUGCUUCACUGGAUGAUUGACGCACUGGUGAAUAUCCGCCGAGAGGAAGAGUUUUUUGUCCGGACCGCGGCGGAAUACGGCAUAAGUCUCGAUCUCAGCGACAAACUCGAAGGUCUCCGUCGUUUCGAGACUCUCUUUGAUGGUACAUCCCCCGGCGGUGGCGACAAGGCCAUUCUACCCUGGCUCGAGUCGGCGAUAGUAUUCUGGGCAACCGAGAAAUGCUACCUCGACGCCUGGUCCGGCGCAUCAGCCCGGCUCUCCGCUGUGUCAGAUGCCGAUGAGGAUGGUGGGGCCCUGAGGCGGGAAUUCAUACCGAACUGGAGUUCCGUGGAGUUUGCGCGGUUUGUCGACCAGCUGGGCGAGAUUAUCGACUCUGCGGUGCAGCGCGAGAUGGCUCUUUGGCAAAAUGAAGGCGAGGAGGCAAUCAAAGGAGAGUUGCUGGAUAGAGCAUUGGCAAAGUGGCGCGAGGUGCUGGCUGCGGAGAAGGCGUUUUGGCCGACAAUGGAAUAGUAAUAGCAAACAUGGUGCUGGCGUUCAGCUUGGAUAAAGAUGCACAGCUCUACGCAAGGAUAUACACUAGGACAUGAAUUUGAUACGGAUGAAUGAGCAAAGGGAAACAAAUGGUAGCCAAGAGUUCUUGGCUGUGAUGCUAACCAUACCGCCACAGUAAGAGCCAAGAAAGAGUAUCCAGAGCCAAGCCUCGCUAACUUACAUGGAGAAGAUUGGCAUCAUCAGGGAAAGAUGGCGUUCAGCAGAUGUCCGAUAUUGCAGCACGAUACCAUGCUUUGUACUCUAUGCCUAACAAGGAAUCUGCAAGCCGGUAUGUAAACGAUAGCGAGCGGCUAUUCCACGGCCCCUCGAAAGAAGUUGCCCGUUGCAUCAGAUGAGGACGUAACGGGCGGAGGAGCCGCAGCCCACAUUAACACUGACUGGGUUCGGAUAUGGAGUAUUAGAGUAGUAGAUGCUACAGCAUUCGAAACACCUAGUAGGUGCUACGGAGU